AUGUACAUUAAGGUGUGCUGUGCUGCUGCUGACUGGUUACUUUCAUGUGUGCUGACAUGUCUCCUCUAUUCGGGGCGGACAUCUCUCAAGCAUUGCUGGAGUUGGCGCAGGAUGGCGAGCUGCAGCGCAUUCGCAGCACGUAUAUUAAGUGACCUGCUGAUGGAGCUGGCGCAGGAUGGCGAGCUGCAGCGCAUUCGCAUCAUGUACAUUAAGCCACAGUGUGGCAACACGCAACAACACGGUGGUGUGGUGGAGCGCGGCACGGUGGUGUGGUGGAGCGCGGCACGGUGGUGUGGUGGAGCGCGGCACGGUGGUGUGGUGGAGCGCGGCACGGUGGUGUGGUGGAGCGCGGCACGGUGGUGUGGUGGAGCGCGGCACGGUGGUGUGGUGGAGCGCGGCACGGUGGUGUGGUGGAGCGCAACGGUGGUCCGCCUACCUCGUCGAGGUCCCUGGGGAGAGCCACGGCACAAGCAGGAGAUAGUGCGCAUGCUCAAGGAGCAGGGGGAGGUGGUGGCCAUGACUGGGGAUGGGGUGAUCGACGCUCCUGCUCUCAAGCUGGCGGAUACUGGCAUCGCCAUAGGCAUUGCCGGCACCGAGUCUCAGUUAGAUAAGGAGGCAUAA
Molecule: messenger RNA, 621 nt
Organism: Closterium sp. Yama58-4
Lineage: Eukaryota; Viridiplantae; Streptophyta; Zygnematophyceae; Desmidiales; Closteriaceae
Source: the annotation of a GenBank genome assembly